AUGAGCGAGUUUCUGAGUUAGAUGAAGUCCUUUAACCUUCCAUUGCAACUUCUUUGGCUCGUGGAACCUUGUGAUAAUCUGACGUUCAUUAUUUUUUUUUUGUUCGCCGCUCAGCUCGUUCCUUUAUCUGCUUUGUUUUGUAAUUAAAAGGGCGAGAAAACAGGAAAGUUAACCGACGCCGUCGCCUUCGCGAUGGAGCGCUUUAGAAAUGCGAUAAGAGCCUCGCACUCGAUCUUCGCGAUGGUGCGAUUUGGGAAUGCGAUAAGAGCAUCGCGCUCGAUCUUCGUCUCUCGCCAAUGCUAUUAGCUGGAGUAGCUUCCGAAGUGCCCCCUUCUCCAUUCAGUUUUGAAGUUUUUCAGAGUGGAGUUCCUGGUAGACGUCCCGUGAUCGACAUUGUACAAAUCUCUCUCCCCUCCAUUUUCGUUCUCGGCAUCAGUUGGUUUGAAUGCAUAUUUGAACUUCAAUCCCGAUCAGAAGUUUGGGCUAGUAUUUGUCUUCUCAAUCAAACUUGCAUUGUUGAUGGAAAUCAUUGGCUUUUCAAUGAGGUUUUUGUCCUCAUUUUUAUGGGUUCAAAUGUACAGAUUGGGGGUUUCAACAAUGGACAAUACGACAUACUGUGCAGAUUAUAAUGUUAGAGAUAGCUUUGUGAACCCUCCAACAAAUGAAGUAGCUAGGCAGACCUCCAAUGCUGAUAAAAUUUUGGGAGGUUCUGUUUAUGAUCCAGCCUAUUAUUCCUCCCUCUUUGAAGAUAUUCAAGAGACACAACACAUGACUGAGGUAUUAUCUGCACCUGUGUCAACUUGAAAACUGUCAUGUGUUAAAUUAUUAGUAAGCAGCCUAGUUUUCUCAUGUUAUUCCUCUUCUAGAAUUUUCUUUAUAUCACUUUAUUACAUCAGAGCUUGUGCCUCAUACCUUCUGGUCUCUAUUAUAACUUUUAUAAGAUAUCAGUGAGGUGUCAUGGCAUUUUGUGGUCUUAUACCUUCCUUGUUGAACUAAAUGAAAUUAAACAUGCACUAGCAAAUAAUUUGCAUUAACGAAGCCUUAAAGGAAGAAUAGUGUCGUGAAAAGAAGUAAUCCUGUCUUGUCAUCAAAUGUGCCAUGGCCAUUACAUUUAUUGUUCAAUGAGCAGCCGCCAAGUCAUCGUAGUAGAGCUCAAAGAGAUGGCUUGCAUGUUGAAUUACCUAGUCAAUAGAGGGGCUGCUUUAGGCCUCUGGGUGGAGAUGAUGGACCAUGGAUCCAACCCAUGAUGACUACUCUGUUAUUUGAAUGAGGAGGUGAUAGGAAGAGAGGGAGACAUAGAUAAAAUAAAAGAGCUCCUUCAACAAGACGAGGAUGGAAAUACAUCCUUCAUCAUUACCUUGGAAGGUAUUGUUAAUUUACAUCAUCAUUAUAUUAUUUUUAUGAAAUAGAUCUCGAAAUUUAUUUGUUUUACAUACCUGAGUCUGACAAAGAAGUCAUAAUGCAAUUAUUUUACAUUAUCUCCUUUUCUUUCUUUGCUCAAUUCAUUCAUAUGAUAGAACAUUAUUAUAUUUCUAUUUAUAAAGGAUUAAUUUAUGUAUAACAUCUUUAUUUUACUGUCUUUGUUUGCAUUCCUUGUGAACAGGGUUUAAAUGAGCGACUUGUCAUGAGUAGCUGCCCAUCCAUUGGAAUUAUGUUUAAAAAGGCUAGUAAAUGCCUAAGGCAUACAGACUCUUUUAACUACAUUUGGUUUUAUGUAAUUAAAGAAAGAUGGUUGAUUUUAAUCAUGACUUUAUAGGUAUAUAUCUGAGAGAUUUUCUCUUACAUUUUGCCGGCAUUAAGUGUUGUCUUGGAAAUCCUUCUCUCAUGUCCAGAUAUUAGAGCUAUGCGAAAUAUUUAUUCUCUAGUUACAAUUCAUACAGUUAUUAUAAUUCUCUUUUUUCUUAUAUUUUAUAUUUUUCUUUUAUAAGUUUUGUUUAAUUUUUCUCUCCUGACUUUGUUUGCAUUAAAUCAAUGGUUUGAGUUUUAAGUAUC
Messenger RNA from Zingiber officinale, 1992 nucleotides. RefSeq lists its product as uncharacterized. The transcript has 3 exons. The record is from RefSeq and is a predicted model, not a curated record. Bases 297 to 629 code for a protein of 110 amino acids. Lineage: Eukaryota; Viridiplantae; Streptophyta; Magnoliopsida; Zingiberales; Zingiberaceae.